AUGCCGAACGUGAAUGUUAAAUGGGGUAAGGAGAAGUACAGUGUUCUACUUGAUUUUGACGAAUCGCCUCUCGUCUUCAAAUCACAGCUGUUCGCUCUUACCGGUGUGCCUCCGGAUCGGCAAAAAGUUGUGAUUAAAGGAAGAACGUUGAACGACGACACGUGGAAUGGAAUAACCGUAGUUGAAGGAGCAAUGAUAAUGAUGAUGGGAAGUGCUGAUGCUGUUCCUCCGCCACCGAAAACAGAACAAGAAGAAGAACGGAAUGAUUCAGUGCGGAGUGACAGUAAUACCAUACGACUGCCCAAUGGUCUAAAGAAUCUAGGGAAUACUUGUUACAUGAAUUCUGUUUUACAAAGUUUCAAGACCAUACCGGAGCUCAAGGAUGGUCUUGGGCGUUUUAAUCAAGGGAUUCAAAAUCCUGACGCAAAUCAGAGAAUGGUGAUGGCAGUGAAGAGUGUGUACGAAAUGCUCGACAACCCACGUCGAAUUGACGAGCCCCUCGUUCCGUUUUUUAUGCUCCAAGCACUGCAUAGCAUAUUGCCUCAGUUCAGCUCUAGGGAUGAGCAUGGCCAUCUGGAACAACAGGACGCCAAUGAAUGCUUUUCCGAGAUUCAAAGAAUGUUGCUGAAUGCACUCUCGGCGAACAAGGAGCAUAUCGGAAUGGAUAUACGCGAGUUUUUCCGCGGGCGAUAUCAAGUGAGGCAGAAAUGUCUUGAGUGCGAAGAUGAGCCGGUUCAGAGCACAACCGAAGAGUUUUAUCAGCUUUCUUGUUUCCUGUCACCAGAAGUGAGGUAUAUCCAAAGUGGAAUCAAAGAGAAACUCUCUGGAGAGAUAGAAAAAACAAGCGCGAUUCUUGGUCGAAAUGCCAAAUGGGAACGAAAUGUGAACGCAAAAAUUUUGAAAGACGUCAAAUUCCCGAUGAUCCUCGAUCUUCAUGACAUAUGCACACCGGACCUCCAAGAGAAGUUGAUUCCACAGCGGGAUGCUGUUAAAAAAGAAGAGGACGCAAAAAUUGAACGUAUGCGGAAGCAAAAAGUGGACGGCGCAGAUCCGAAAAUUGUGAAAGACGAUGGGAUUCCAUUACCGUUCUCAUUUCCUGAUGAUGAAGGUAGCAACAAUUCUGGUUUUUACGAGCUGAAGGCUGUAAUAACUCACAAAGGUCGCUCCUCAAAUUCUGGCCAUUAUGUGGCUUGGGUGCGAAUGGAUGAGGACAAGUGGGCAAUGUGUGACGACGACCAUGUUACGUCAGUUACUUCAGAUCAGAUUUUGAAGCUGUCUGGCGGUGGGGACUGGCACUGUGCAUAUGUUCUACUUUACGGUCCGCGUAUAGUCAAAGAGUAUCCGGAAUUGAAAGAUGGGAAAGAAAACAUAGUGGAACAAGCGAAAGAGACCGAAGGCAUGAAGACAAAUUAG
This is a messenger RNA of Angiostrongylus costaricensis, 1413 nucleotides long. The record is from the annotation of a GenBank genome assembly. NCBI's taxonomy places the organism in Eukaryota, Metazoa, Nematoda, Chromadorea, Rhabditida, Metastrongylidae.